Molecule: messenger RNA, 440 nt
Organism: Cylicocyclus nassatus
Lineage: Eukaryota; Metazoa; Nematoda; Chromadorea; Rhabditida; Strongylidae
Source: the annotation of a GenBank genome assembly
AUGUUUGGAACUAAAUUCAUCAGAGGAUUUUUGGAAGUCAAAAUGAAUCGUGCCUUAGUAUCUCGCGUCAUGGCUCUCCGUCGGACGCUGAUGGUGCAUCCAAAGCGUUCCGGCUCUGGAGGAGGACAUCAUGAGAUUAUGAACCCUGGUCCUCCAGUCACAUACGACUAUGUGCCAGUGCCUUUCCAACCCUAUGGAAAGGUGUACGCCGAGUUGCAACAAAAAUUCAACAGAUACCUCCUUAUUUCUACCGCAAUGUUUGUCACAUCAAUUGCACUUGCUAUCUACACCGAUUUGUUCGCAUGGGAUGCCCUCACUAAGCCUAGCAGCUACCGAAACCGCCACAAGAAUAACUAACAUGAAUGAUGAAAGAUUAGCGUUGUCAUUUUUUUAUUAGGUGCAGUGCUACCUCUGUAUGAAAUAAAGAUUAUUAGUUGGGC